Molecule: messenger RNA, 954 nt
Organism: Panicum virgatum (switchgrass)
Lineage: Eukaryota; Viridiplantae; Streptophyta; Magnoliopsida; Poales; Poaceae
Product: cytochrome B5-like protein
Exons: 6
Coding region: 254-610 (118 amino acids)
Cellular component (GO): membrane; intracellular membrane-bounded organelle
Molecular function (GO): heme binding
Source: RefSeq, a predicted model, not a curated record
GUUUCUCGUGGCCAAACAUGACUCGCCCCGCGGCCGUCCUGCCAGUGUCACUCUCUUCCCCAGCGGCCGGCUCUAGUGAGCUCUUCAGAUCAGGCUCGCCUUCCCCUCCCGCUCUCCCGCCGCCGCCGCCCUCGUCGACCCCGUGAACUGCGCCGGAGCGGCGAUCCGUCGAACCACCUGGAUCGACCUCUUCUGCCGCUGUAUAGCACAUUAUUUUUGUGGCUGUAAAGUUCUGUAAUUCCGAAGGACCAAGAUGGACGUUAUUAUCAUCAUCUCUCUUGUCAUUCUUUUGGCACUAGGAGCUCUCUUUGUGAUCCCGAAGUCCCAAAACAAAGGUAAAUCAAAGGGAACUGAUUCAGUAGAUGGAAUGACAUCUAAGAGGUAUACAAAGGAAGAGAUCUCUGAACAUAACACAAGGAAGGAUUGUUGGAUCAUCAUCAAAGACAAGGUCUAUGAUGUCACUCCUUAUGUGGAGGAACAUCCUGGCGGAGAUGCCAUUCUAACUAAUGCUGGUGGUGAUUCCACAGAAGGCUUUUUUGGACCACAGCACGGCACUAGAGUCUUCGAUAUUAUCGAGGAUUUCUGUAUCGGACAGUUGAAGGAUUCAUGAAAUUGAGGGUAGAUUGUAUUGAUUUCAUGGAAUUUUCCUGGCAUCAGUUUAUGAGAAGCUAUAUAUAUGGUAGCCAUGUUUUCAGCCUUGUCAAGGUCCAGGUGUGAUAUGUCAGAGUCAAACUGUUCUGCACUCGUGAUCAGGGCUGCCCUCAGCUUUGCGAUGUAACUUCAUUUCUUGUGCUGGAACAAUGUCAGCGUCAUCCGACAAUUGCUUGUUGUGUUUGUACAUUUAAGAUCUUAAACAGGAAUUCUGAAAAAAUUGCAAUUGUUUAGAUUAAUCAGAAACCAAUUCGUAACUGUUUUGGUUAACCAGAUCCCAUUUCUCGUAACUGUUUUAGUUAA